This is a messenger RNA of Haliaeetus leucocephalus (bald eagle), 2476 nucleotides long. It is a transcript of the gene ARL8A, whose product is annotated as ADP-ribosylation factor-like 8A. Gene Ontology annotation, molecular function: GTPase activity; GTP binding. Lineage: Eukaryota; Metazoa; Chordata; Aves; Accipitriformes; Accipitridae. The transcript is spliced from 7 exons. Gene Ontology annotation, biological process: protein transport; anterograde axonal transport. Gene Ontology annotation, cellular component: lysosomal membrane. Bases 20 to 691 code for a protein of 223 amino acids. The record is from RefSeq and is a predicted model, not a curated record.
GUGGCCCCCUUGUCUGUGCAUGUUGCUUCGGUCGGUGCCUCGGCUCCAAAGUGAAGUGAGUUACUUCUGUUCACUCGGGGCACUGGAAGCUGCUGGGCUGUCAAAGUCAGGACAGUUCAACGAAGACAUGAUCCCGACGGUGGGCUUUAACAUGAGGAAGAUAACCAAGGGGAAUGUUACCAUAAAGCUCUGGGACAUCGGUGGCCAGCCACGGUUUCGCAGCAUGUGGGAGCGGUACUGCCGUGGAGUGAGUGCCAUCGUGUACAUGGUGGAUGCUGCCGACCAGGAGAAGAUAGAGGCUUCCAAGAAUGAACUGCACAACCUGCUCGACAAGCCGCAGCUCCAGGGCAUCCCGGUCCUAGUCCUGGGGAACAAGCGAGACCUGCCCGGUGCCUUGGAUGAGAAGGAGCUCAUUGAGAAGAUGUCCCUAGGAACCUGGGGAGACAUUGCCCCUGCAAAGUAUCCCAUCUCCGAGCCGAGGUCCAAAGAGACCCUUCAAAAGGCUGCCUGGAGGUGUCUCCCAUCACCACUGAUGCGCAGCCAUGGGGGUCUGCAGCCAGAACUUGCUUCUCUCCCACAGGAACCUCUCUGCCAUCCAGGACCGAGAGAUUUGUUGCUACUCCAUCUCCUGCAAAGAAAAGGACAACAUCGACAUCACCCUACAGUGGCUUAUCCAGCACUCAAAGUCUAGGAGAAGCUGAGAUCCUGCAGACUGCAGCUCAGAUCAGGAAGAUGCCAUUGUACAAGCCCAUGCCCCUUCUCUCUCCUGCUCUGUCCCUCCAGCUCUCUCUCUAGAUGGGUAUUUUUAGGGGACCCCAGACUCCGCUCGCAUUGAGGUGGAGCCCUUGUUUUUAUUGUAAAGAAAAUGUCCAACUGCCCUCCUCUCCUCUUCUCUCCUCUCUCUGUCUCUUCCUCCCAUUUUGGCACUGUUCUGUUGUUGUCUGUGUAUACAGUAUAUAUAUAUAUGUAUAUAUAUUUUAAUUUUUUAAUUUAAGCGAUGGCUCUGUUACUAAACUGGGCCCUGUGAGUGGUAGGAAGGCUGUGGGCUCCCCAAGGCUGGCCAAGGGUCAGCACUGGGAGGAAGAUGAGGGUGGUAGCAGAAGGCAGCCCCUUGGGGAUGGGGUUGUGCCAGGCUGCAGGCAGGUCCCCUGGGGCUCCCUUGUCCCUUCCCCAGGUGUCCUGCUUGUACCCCCAGGCAGAGAGCAUCCUGGGGGUGUCAGGAGCAUGCCCACCUUGCCCUUCCUUAGGCUUUGGCCCCAUGGGCAGGGUUUGGGGGGGAGGGGAUGCCGUCCCCUGGGCUCCUUGCCCCUCCAGGUGACAGGGAUUAGUCACGAUCCAUCCCUGCUACAUUGCCUCUGGCUGCUGUGCCACUGCCCCAACCCCUCCUCACUGCCCUGGGCCACUUGUCCCCCUGCCCCACAUCCACCCCCCCGGCCCCAUGCCUGGGCCAAAUCCUGCCCCGCUGCCCAGUCCUGCUGCUCUGCUGUGCUGGGGUGGUGGGUGAUCCGAGGGGCCGGUGCCAGUGCAGGGGCGGGGCCAGCGAUGCCAGCAUACCCCACGGGGAGUGUGGGGGCUGGCUCCUGCCUCCUCCCUGCCCCAGCUGCCCUCAGAGGUGGCUCAGCUCCGCGUAGCCUCUCGGGGCAGCCGCACUGGCUCCCCACGUGCCAAAAGGGCAUUGCCUGCACCUGGCUGGGGGCUGCUGGCUCUGCCCUGGCUGAGGACAUCACAUGGAGACACCAGGGAGGGGGGGACACAUGAAGACACCUGGAGACGUGCAGGGGACUGUGAGGGUCCCUGUGUGCCCACAGCACUGCCUGCUGGAGCCAGGGGAGUGCUCCAGGUGCCCUGCUCCCCGUGCCCUCCUCCCCAUGCCAUCCCCCAGCUCUGCUGCCCUGGGUGGGGGGGGGAACGCGGGUGCAGUGGGGCGGGGGGGGGCAUGGCUGGGUCCUUGUCUGCAGGUGGGGAGAUGGUGAGAGGAAAUUUUGGGGGAGUCAGGAAGGCUGUGCCCAUUUAUGCCAUGUAAUGAGUUGCUGGGUCUCUGCAGGCACAGCCUGGGGGCCUGGCCAGGUUGCUUGCGGCCAGUCUAGCGGGGACUUAGCUGGGCUGGGGGAGACGUGCUGGCAUCAGGAGGGUGGGUGUGUAGUGGAGUCAGGUCAGCAGCACAGCAGGGAGGCAGCUGCCUGUCCCCAGCUCAGGGCUGUUGGAGAGGGUGGUGGUGGCCCAGGGGCGGGGGGCUGCAGGGGCCCUCUCCCAGCCCCUUCCCCUGCUCAGCUCCAGGGCAGUGAGGCCAGGGGUUUCUCUUCUGUUCUUGUUUUUGCAGAAUUGCACAAAGAGAGGUUUCCUUUUUCUUUUUUUUUCUUUUUUUUUUAAUUUAAUGAAUUGUAAAGUGUUGUCCCCCCCCCCCCCUUUUUUUUUAAGAGAUAUUUUGGCUCAGAUUUGACCUCUGUUGGGAAAUGAUUCUUGUAACUGUACAAUU